AUGACGGAAUACAAACUGGUUGUUGUGGGCGAUGGUGGCGUCGGCAAAUCGGCCUUGACCAUUCAGCUUAUCCAGAAUCAUUUUGUCGAAGAAUAUGAUCCGACAAUUGAGGAUUCCUAUCGCAAGCAGGUGGUAAUUGAUGGUGAAACGUGUCUUCUGGACAUCCUGGAUACUGCGGGGCAGGAGGAGUACAGUGCAAUGCGUGACCAGUACAUGAGGACCGGUGAAGGCUUUCUACUGGUAUUUGCAAUCAAUGAAGCGAAGAGCUUUGAAAACGUUACGCAGUAUCGCGACCAGAUACGGAGAGUCCCAAUGGUGCUGGUGGGCAAUAAGUGUGAUUUGGCGCAAAGGAUGGUCGAGACACGAGCUAUAAUGGACGCAUCUCGCUCGCUGGGGAUGCCUGCGGUUGAAACAUCCGCAAAAACUCGUAUGGGUGUCGAUGACGCUUUCUACACGCUUGUCAGGGAAAUACGUAAGCAUAAAGAGAGGCAGUGUGUUAAGCCGCGAAAGAAGCGUAGAUGCACAAUCAUUUGA
This is a messenger RNA of Gongylonema pulchrum, 534 nucleotides long. NCBI's taxonomy places the organism in Eukaryota, Metazoa, Nematoda, Chromadorea, Rhabditida, Gongylonematidae. The record is from the annotation of a GenBank genome assembly.